UCCGAACUUUGCAUAAACUCCCUCCUUCGCGCGUGCGUGGUGAUCGGAAUGGUGUCAGCUGAGCCGCCGCUGCAACUGGAGCCGAAGAAUGUGUGCGUCGUGGGAGCCGGCAUGGCCGGUAUGGCGGCGGCGCGCGAGCUGCGGCGAGAGGGCCACGUCGUGACGGUCAUGGAGCAGAGCGGCGACGUCGGCGGGCAGUGGCUGUACGACCCGAGGACCGACGAUGACGGCCUGCUCGAGGCCGGGGCCGCGCCGGUGCGCGUGCACAGCAGCAUGUACGCCUGCCUCCGUCUCAUCAGCCCGAGGGAGGCCAUGGGCUUCUCCGACUUCCAGUUCUUCCCCAGGGAGGGCGUCGCCGGCCGCGACCCGCGCCGCUUCCCGACCCACCGCGAGGUGUACUACUACCUCCGGGAGUUCUGCCACGCGUUCGGGCUUGCUGACGCCGUCAGGCUCAACACCAGGGUCACGCGCGUCGCCGCCGUGCCCACGUCGUCGACGGAUCAAUGGGCUGUGAGAACCGUGCACCUCGGUGGCACGGCCACGGACGAGGAGGAGAAGGAGGAGGUGUUCGAUGCCGUCGUCGUGGCCACCGGCCACUACUCGCAGCCGAAGCUCCCGAGCAUCAACGGCAUGGAGGACUGGCCGCGGAGGCAGCUGCACAGCCACUCGUACCGGACGCCGGAGCCGUUCCGCGGCGAGGUGGUGGUGAUGGUCGGGUGCGGGGACAGCGGCAAGGACAUCGCGCUGGACCUCCGCCGCGUCGCCAAGGAGGUGCACCUCACUGCCAAGUCCGUGGAGGAGGCCAUGACGCCGGCGAUGUCCAAGAUGCUGGCGAACCACGCCAACCUGCACCUCCACCCGCAGAUAGACCGCCUGCACGCCGACGGCCGCGUGGCGUUCGCCGACGGCUCCUCCGUCGUCGCCGACACUGUCAUGUACUGCACGGGGUACACCUACUCGUUCACGUUCCUGGACACGGGUGGCGCGGUCACCGUCGACGACAACCGCGUGGGGCCGCUGUUCGAGCACGUGUUCCCGCCGUCCCUGGCGCCGUCGCUCUCCUUCGUCGGCAUACCGAGGAAGGUCAUCGUGCCGUGGUUCUUCGAGGCGCAGGGGAAGUGGGUCGCGCAGGUGCUGUCCGGCCGGCGGGCGCUGCCGCCGGAGGAGGAGAUGCUGCGGUCCGCGGAGGAGUAUUACCGGGCCAGGGAGGCAGCCGGCGUGCCGAAGAAGUACACCCACGACAUCGCCGGCGUGGAUCCUGAGAAAAUGUACGAGUUCGGGGAAAAGUACUGCGAUUUCGCGCGUAUCGAGGAUUGGAAGAGGGAGCUGCUCGUGUCCAUCAUCGCCAACAUGGACAACGACAUGGAGACCUUCCGCGACCGCGCGGACGACGGCGAGAACGUCCGGAAGGGCCUGCAGAGAUGGCACGGCGCAGCUGCUCAAGCCCAAGAAGAUCAAACUACGGUUGCUGCGGUUGAAGCUGACGUUGAUGCCCAGGUCAUAGCUAAGCUCCGACUGAACUGAAAAUCAUACCAUCGGUACCUAAGCUUAGCUCGCUCUGACCUGGUGACUAGGCGUAGUUCACUCUGAACUGAACUGAACUGCGUCAGAGGUUCACUGCGAGAUUUUAUUUCAUUCUAUUCGAGUUCACAAGAAUAUAACUACUCCCCUAGUUCAAAACUGCGGCAUAUAUUUUGGAUGGGAGGAAGUGGUUAAUUUCUCCACAAAUAAACUGGUUCGGUUGUGACAAAAAGAAAGUUGAUAAAAAAGAGGUGCUCAAAGUACUGGGAAUGAGGGACGGGAUGGGCAUAAACGAGAACUCCACAAUUGAUUCGGUGCUAGAUCGGCACGAUGGCGGCAUCUUCCACGUCGUCCCUCUGUUGGGAGCAUCGUGCCGGGGGACAUGGUGAUCCUAUGUUACACUCCUCCAGUGCUCGUCGUUGCCCUGAUCGAUCGACUCCGGCAUAAUGUACGGUCAUCUCCGGUGAAUCCAAGACAAUACCUUCUUCAGGUCGGAUCGAGUCCCGCCAUCCUCUUGCCAACACCUUAGGCAUUUAGGGAGGAUGGUGCGUCGACAAGAGAAGCUUGGCAGGAGCUGCUGUUCUUCGGAGGUGACUGAUGUCGGUCGAGACACGACAAGGCUCUCAGUUUUUGGGUAGGCUCUUUUGCAUUGUGGUUGCGGUGUCG
Messenger RNA from Triticum dicoccoides, 2187 nucleotides. RefSeq names its product flavin-containing monooxygenase FMO GS-OX-like 8. The transcript has a single exon. Gene Ontology annotation, molecular function: NADP binding; flavin adenine dinucleotide binding; N,N-dimethylaniline monooxygenase activity. Bases 49 to 1524 code for a protein of 491 amino acids. The record is from RefSeq and is a predicted model, not a curated record. NCBI's taxonomy places the organism in Eukaryota, Viridiplantae, Streptophyta, Magnoliopsida, Poales, Poaceae.